UCUGUGCCCUCAUCUUCUCCAAUCUCCCUCAUUGUGAUCCCCACCGCCUGCCCCAUUAUGACUCAGUUUUCCCCUCCCCCUUCAGGGGGAGUUUGUCUCCUAGUGAGUAUGUGGGGGCUAAGGGACUCCAGGUACUCCUAGGACCCCAGGCCAUGGGUGAGCAAGCCUACUAUGGAGCCCAUGUAUGUAUGCUCCGGAACCAACCCCAGGAAAUGCCAGGAUUUAGGAGACUCGAUUCUUCUGCUGCUGGGCAGCUUCAUCUUGCUCAACGUGGGACUCAAUGUGGUGACUCUGCUCUGGAGAAAUCUGAAGGGCUCCUUGAGGAUUCUUGUCCGUCAUUUUUUCUGUCAAGACAAGGAGCCCAGCAGGCCUGCAGGCACGCACUGCACUGCGGAUCCCAAGGCCCUGUGCUCAAGAGUCUCUUCCCGCGUCCAUUGUCACACCAGCAACCUGCUCAGGCGCACUAACCACCGUGACUCCUGGAUACCAGACGGCGAAAAGGCUUCGAGAUGCUGCAGGAUGCCACCUCAAUGUGGACAAGCCAGGGUUCCUUCAGAGGCUCCAGGGAGACUGGGGAAGGAGGGAGCUGGGGAAGCCCCUCAGGUCACAGCCUUGAAGGACCGUGCCUCCUUGCUCUCCAGGACAGAGAAUUCCUCCCAGGUCCGGAAGAUGAACAAGCUGAACAUGGUUUCACUCUCUUUGCCCCAAGAGAGCAAGACUAAGGCCCCAGAUCAUGGCCUGACCCGUGCUGCUCCUAAGGCCAAGUCCUACCCUUCAGCCCAUACCUCAACAGUCCACAUUCCACCCCCUAUGCCACCCCCCACCCCAGAGCCUAUACCAACCCACGUCUUACCCCCUGCCCCACCCCCCAGUCCUAUCCAUGCCUCUACCUCAGCCCCUACCCUGGCUGACAGCCAAGCCCAGGCCCCAGACCUAGCUCCUGCCCCAAUCUGUGCCUCAACCCCUACUCCAGCCCCGGCCCCAGCCCCUGAGCACACCCCUGAGCAGUCCCUGCCCCACAAUUGUGAGAACAUCCCAGCCCACACCACACCACAGGUGGGUUGGGAUGAGACCCUUACCUCAGCCCACUCCAAGGGCCAUGACCCAGUUCACACUUCAACACAGGCCUGUACCCACACCCAGGGCCACAUCCCCAAGCACACAUCAGCCCCAAAUUCAGGACACUCUCUAGCCGGUUCUCACCUGACCCAUUCCUGUGCCCAUGCUUCAGUUCCCGCCCCAUCCUCCACCCUGGCCCCUCCCCCAACUUUUGUCCCAGCCCCUCCGAACAUCUCCCACAUUCAAGCCCCUGUCCCCGGGUGUCCCUUGACCUCCACUCCAGCAGGGACUGUCCCUGCCACCACCUCUACUUCUGUCAUAACUCUUAUUCCUCCUCCUCUGGCUGCCUUCAGCCCCAGCUACUCCACUGGCCAUGUGGUCUAUGAUGCCCGCAGAGUAAAGCAGAACAUCUUGCAUAAGUGCAAUGCCCAGAACUCUGGAUAUUCCAGAAGAGACUUGGGUACCCUCCCCAAGCCCCAAGAGAGGCACAUUCCGGUGAGUCCUAGUAUAUCUGAGCAGACUUCAAAGCAAAACAUGGCGGAAAGUGCGGAGCCUUCUGUAGAAUCUAUAGCGGGCUACCUAGAGUUGGGGAAUAUGGAGUGGAAGGCUUCAGAAGACACCAAAGAGAAACUCUGGCAGACUAAGACCUUCCCUUACUAUAGCUUCCAUCCUUGCAAUUCUGAGAGGAAAAACACAAGCUCUAAGGCGUCAGUGUACCCUAAAUUCCUGAUCUAUACACAGGACGCUGCCCCUUCUACACACUGCUUGCACUCUCCAGCCACUGCCCAGAGCUCACUGCCCACACCUACUCCGUCAUGUACUCUCUCUCUGCCCCUUGUUUCUCCCAAGGCCUUCGUCCUAACUCAGUCCACCAAUCACCAAAAGCCCUCCAAUGUAACACAACCGCCCUCCUUUCUUCCAACCACCAAAUCAUCUCAAUCGGUCCCCUCUUCCCAUAUCCCCAACCCUCCCCAGCUCUCCGCCAUUUUCCAGUCCUUGAUCCAACCCCAACGCCCUGAACUUGGUGAUAAUCAAGAUCUAACUCAAUAUGCUGACCUCCAAAUGACUCCAUGCCUUUCAAAAGACUUGAGAGUUUCCAGGAACCCAAGCCCUACCCAACACCCAGGCCUCAACAAGAACAUAAGCCUUACACAAGAUCCAGGCCUCUACAAGAAUCCACAUCUCGCUCAAAAUCUAGGGCUCCAAAAGUUCCCAGGCCUUUCUCAAGACCCGGAACACUGCAAAAACCUGAGCCCUUCCCAAGACACUGGUCUUCACAAGAAUCCAAGCACUGGCUCCCAAAAGAGCCCAGGUCCUUCUCAAAAUGCUAGUGUUAUUAGGAUCCCAUGUCUUACCCAACCCUCUGGACUCCAGAACAACACCCUAUUUACCCAAACUUCCAACCUUCAGAAAACUUCAGACUUUAUACAAGACUCUGGAGUCAGUAGGAAUGCUCAACUUAUCCAAGACACUGUGGCCAACAAAAGUCAAGGCCUCUCCCAAGUAACUGAUCUCCAAAAGGGGCCAGGCCCUUGUCAAGAUUCUGGAGGUAACAAGAAUACAGGCAAUAUCCAAGAUCCAGGAGCCCAUGGGAGCAUAGGCUUUAUGCAAGAGUCUAGAACACAAAAGAAUCCACCAUGUCCCAUCCAAAACACUGAAGUCAACAAAAAUUCAGGACUUAUCCAGGAAUCUGGAAACUGCAGGAAUCCAGACCUUGUCCAAACCUCUGGCCUCCAUAAAGUCUCAGGCCUCACACAAGACUCAGGAGACUGUAAGAAUUUAAGCCAUACUGGAGUCAACAGAAUCCCAGGUUUUAUCCAAAAUUCUGAUUGCCACAUGAGUACAACUGUUCCCCAAGCCACUGAAGUAGAAAAAGCCAAUUUAACCCAAGAUGUUGGAGCUUUCAGGAGCACAGAACAUGGCCAAGAUUCUAACCUCCACAAGUGCUCAGGAAUUCGUCAAGAUCCUGGCCCUCACAAGGAUCUAGCAGUUGGCCAAAACUCUAGCCUCCCCAAGAUUCCAGGCCUUUCUGAGAAAUUUGGCCUUCACAAAGAUGCAUGUCACAUCCCAGAUCCUGGCCUCCAUGAGAAUCCAAGCCUUGCUAUAGGUACUGGUUCUGUCCAAGUCUUGGAUCUGCACCCAACUCCACAGCCAACACCGUGUCUGAUGAAAUGUGAGACCACUCUUGAGAAAGUGAGUGCCGAGCAUCAUGUAUCCUGGGCUUCUGUCCCAAACAACCAAAACUCCUGCCCCGCCAAGGCCCAGCUCAUCUCCACAGACCUGCAGACCUUCUCCGAGGUACCUGUACUAAUUGAGCUGCAGCCGUCCUCCCAGCAGGCAGGCAGCCAAGAUUGGGUAUACCACCCCGUGGACACAGUUCCGUCACCCUGCCAGAACUAUCACCAGGUGUCUGUGCCUCCCAGAGUCAACUGGAGGCCCCACUGCCCUGGACCAGGGACCAGGACAGGGCAUGUAGUCUUUGAUGCUAGAAAGAGACAUUUAGCAGUGGGCAGAGACAAAUGUGAAGCUCUGUCUCCUCGGCCCCUACGCCAAAAGGCACCUCGAAACUCAGAGGAGAACAUCAAAGAGUGGGGUUAUCAGAACGUGAUAAGAACCUCAGGCCAACAGGGGACACAUGUACAUCAGUAAUAAAGAGAAAAGAGAAAUAUUCUGUGGUUUUUUUGAGGACAUCUAUCCCAGACCCAGCCCUCAUCGUGACCAGUGACAGAGUUUGAUGGAGACUAGAAUGGUCAUGUCCCUGUCACUCUUCCACAGAGUCACAGCCUAACUCUGUAUUCUCCAGGACCUAGGCCUGCAUUUACAGAUACAGCAGCCCACUAGCCAAA
Messenger RNA from Cavia porcellus (domestic guinea pig), 3905 nucleotides. It is a transcript of the gene Spem3, whose product is annotated as SPEM family member 3. Gene Ontology annotation, cellular component: cytoplasm. Gene Ontology annotation, biological process: sperm individualization; flagellated sperm motility. The transcript is spliced from 3 exons. NCBI's taxonomy places the organism in Eukaryota, Metazoa, Chordata, Mammalia, Rodentia, Caviidae. Bases 172 to 3708 code for a protein of 1178 amino acids. The record is from RefSeq and is a predicted model, not a curated record.